CAGGGCGCGCAGGCUCGGGGGCGCGCGGGAGCGGGAAGCCAGGAAGCACGGUGGCGCCCUGAGCCCGGCGGUGGCGCGGGCAGCCCGGCGGGGCGGGGCGAGGCCUCCGGAGGGGCGGGCUCCCGGCAUCGUGGUCGCGCUCGCCCGCUGCUCUGCCCGCCGCUGCCCGGACGCUUGGCCAUGUCCUGGCGCGGCGGGGUUUCUCCGGGGAGGUGGCUGGUGGCGAGCGGGAGCAGCUUGGCUUGGCGGCGCAGCGCGGCUGGAGCUGCGGGCUCGGGGAUGGGAAACAGCACAUCCUCAUCUGUGGGGAAGUCAGCAACUACUCCUGUGAACCAGAUCCAAGAAACAAUUUCUAACAAUUGUGUGGUGAUUUUCUCAAAAACAUCCUGUUCUUACUGUUCAAUGGCCAAAAAGAUUUUCCAUGACAUGAAUGUCAACUAUAAAGUUGUGGAAUUGGAUAUGUUGGAAUAUGGCAGCCAGUUUCAGGAUGCUCUUCAUAAGAUGACUGGAGAAAGAACUGUUCCCAGAGUAUUCGUCAACGGCGCGUUUAUUGGAGGUGCAACCGACACUCACAGGCUUCACAGAGAAGGGAAAUUGCUGCCGCUGGUUCAUCAAUGUGACCUACAGAAGAGCAAGAGGAAAGACGUGGAAUGAUGUGGCUAUUCACCGGGACCACGAAAAUGUUAGUUAACGCAGUCCCGCUUUUUAAUUGUUUGAGGAUGUUUUAAGUAUGUACAUUACCUUCCUCAAGACAAUUUCAAAUAAUGAACAAUAAAUUGCUGUGGACCCCCUCAUCUUCCCCCUGGCCAGUUUUUGAGCAUGAGAUGGUCUGUAAAACUGAAGGGGUGGGGUUACAUCAAAAGUAAAGAAUGGUUAUUAGGGAUUUAUUCAUGAAUUUUACAAUGAAGAGGAAGUAAGCACUUGAAAUUCUUAUUCCCUUUAUUAUGCAGGAAUUAACUUACAUUCACUAGCUGUCAGGACUGAGGACUGAUGUGUGAUUUCUCUAAAAUGUGAAUGUGGUGUAGAAGUGCAGUACGCUCGGAUACCAUAGCAGGUUAGCCUUUCAUGUUAUAUUGUAGAUCAUCAGAGACAUAUUAAAUAUGUAGAAUGGAAUAAAGUUUAUAGUUGGGAAACCAAACUGCUAAUGACUUCAUAGUUACAGGGAUGAAAAAAAAAUAAACAUGUCUAUUGACAGAAGGCAAAAAGGUUUCAAUAUAGUGAGGAUGAACUUUUCCAACAGUUCAGAAAUGUAUUUAGUCAAGCUGUCAGUUGGAAUGUUCUACCUUUCAGAAUGUGUAGCAGCUAUUGGAAAUUUUGUGGGGGGGGGCAGAGGUGGGGGAUGAGACAGGGUCAGUCUGUAGCCCAGGCUGGCCUCAAACUCACAUCAGUCCUCUCUGUUUCUCAAGCUUGGAUUAAAUGCUGAGCCACCAUGCCCAGCCUGGAAAUGUAUAAGGGAACCAGGGUAUAGAGUUUAGACUAAAGGUCCUUGCUAUGGUUCCAAUGUCCCUCAUCACAGACUUCAUGUGUUGGAAAUGCAUGAUUAUGUCAUGAUAUGGUAAGAGGUGAGGCCUUUAAAAAGUGGUUAAUCAUAAGGGCAGGUAGGUUAGAGCUAUAUUAAAGAUUUAGUUAUCACAGAAGAUGGUUUGUAAUAAAAGUUUGUCCCUCUUACCUCACACACACCCAUGCUCUUCUUGCCCUUCCUCUCUCUGCAGUAUCCUGACGUAGCAAGAAAACCCUCACUAGAGGCUGCUGCCAUAAUCUCAAGCUUCCCAGCCUAUGAACUCUAAGUGAAUCUCUUCUUCACAAAUGAGUCUCUGGUAUUGUUUCAGCCGUACAGAUGGAGGAGAGUACCCCUAAAGUCACUUGAAUGUUAUUUUACUAUUUUCUAACCUGGAAUACACACUGUUCAAACUGAACUCACUUCAGAUAAGCUUAGCAAAUAAGAAUUACUCUUUAAGAAGUAUUAAUUUUAAAAGGGUUGAAAAUAUUUUCAUUACUUUACUAACCUGGUCAUAUUUCCAGCCUCUGGCCAAGAAUAUGAAAUAAUGCAUUUUCUACUGGAUUCGCAGAGUCAUGUUGGACAGAUGAUCAAAUGCUGCCCCUUUCUCAGAGGUAGGAAGAAAUGGACUUCCAGAGCGAGGGUUUCGGCUUCUGGUCAAGAUUACUAAGGAAUCAAGGGGAGUUUUGAGGAAGACAAGAGGCUUGCUGUCAGUGGUCUUUCCUACACGGACCUCAAACAUUUGGAUACCUUGACACAGCAAGAAAUUAGACUGUUCUCUCCUGAUAGUUGUAAUGUUGGUAGGAAAAGAAAACGGCAUAUUUUUAUUCCUUUAUUUUGCAUUAUAUCAUGAGGAUUUUAUUUUAUUUUUUUGCUGUUGUAAAACUCAUGUUAGAGAGUAGAAAGUUUGUCAUGCAUGGGAAAGGUAAACUUGUCACUGUCGCUUUUAUUACUGUAUUUAGGUGUAAGGUCAGAGGCAGGUUACUUAGGCGCAUGGCUAUAUUGACCAGGUGAUUAUAUGGUACUUGGGUUUGAAGAACUUCCUUGUGGUAAUCUGACUCUGACCUAGGGCCUGAAUGCUAGGCUGGUACCUUCCCACUGAACUAUACAACUAAUCCUUACAAAGAAUGUUUCAUUAGUUCUUCCUAGACUUGUGGAAAACAGAGCAUGAGUGGUACUUGUUUUAAGAUAAGCCAUAUUAGCAGAAGGCUCAAAAACAUCCAAGGUAACAGGAUGUCUUAUCACUUAUAAUUUUAUUUUAAAAAGAAAUAAAACUCUUCCAGUGUUUACCUA
Molecule: messenger RNA, 2791 nt
Organism: Onychomys torridus (southern grasshopper mouse)
Lineage: Eukaryota; Metazoa; Chordata; Mammalia; Rodentia; Cricetidae
Gene: Glrx2
Product: glutaredoxin 2
Exons: 4
Coding region: 181-654 (157 amino acids)
Source: RefSeq, a predicted model, not a curated record